Globicephala melas (long-finned pilot whale) is the source of this 5188-nucleotide messenger RNA. RefSeq names its product attractin (gene ATRN). NCBI's taxonomy places the organism in Eukaryota, Metazoa, Chordata, Mammalia, Artiodactyla, Delphinidae. The record is from RefSeq and is a predicted model, not a curated record. Gene Ontology annotation, cellular component: Golgi apparatus. Gene Ontology annotation, molecular function: protein binding.
GAGUGUGUUUGUGUGUGUGUGUGUGUGUGUGUGUGUGUGUGUGUGUGUGUAUGUAUAUGUGUUCGUGGGGCACCGUCUCAGCCCCGGGAAGAUGGUGGCGGCGGCGGCGGCGACUGAGGCGAGGCUGAGGAGGAGGACGGUGGCGACGCCAGCGCCCGGGAGCAGGAACAGCAGGCAGUGCCGGGACUGGGACGCGACCAGGGCUGGGAGGCCAGGGCUGGGGACCCGGCUGCGCCUCCCACGGCGGCGGCGGCGGCUGCUGCUGUUGCUGCUGCUCCCGCUGCUGCUGCUGCUUCCCUGGGCGGCUGAGGCCGCGGCGGCAGCGACGGCGGUGUCGGGCUCAGCCUCAGCAGAGGCCAAGGAAUGCGACCGGCCCUGUGUCAACGGCGGCCGCUGCAAUCCUGGCACUGGCCAGUGCGUCUGCCCCGCCGGCUGGGUGGGCGAGCAAUGCCAGCACUGCGGGGGCCGCUUCAGACUAACUGGAUCUUCUGGGUUUAUAACAGAUGGACCUGGAAAUUAUAAAUAUAAAACAAAGUGCACAUGGCUCAUUGAAGGACAGCCAAAUAGAAUAAUGAGACUUCGUUUCAAUCAUUUUGCUACAGAGUGUAGUUGGGACCAUUUAUAUGUUUAUGAUGGGGACUCAAUUUACGCACCUCUAGUUGCUGCCUUUAGUGGCCUCAUUGUUCCUGAGAGAGAUGGCAACGAGACUGUCCCAGAGGUCGUUGCCACAUCAGGUUAUGCCCUGCUGCAUUUUUUUAGUGAUGCUGCUUAUAAUUUGACUGGAUUUAAUAUCACUUACAAUUUUGACAUGUGUCCGAAUAAUUGCUCAGGCCGAGGAGAAUGUAAGAUCAGUAAUAGCAGCAACACUGUUCAAUGUGAAUGUUCUGAAAACUGGAAAGGUGAAGCAUGUGACAUCCCUCACUGUGUAAAUAACUGUGGUUUUCCUCAUCGAGGCAUCUGCAAUUCAAGUGAUGUCAGAGGAUGCUCCUGCUUCUCAGAGUGGCAGGGUCCUGGAUGUUCAGUUCCUGUACCAGCUAACCAGUCAUUUUGGACACAAGAGGAAUAUUCUAACCUAAAGCUCCCCAGAGCCUCUCACAAAGCUGUGGUCAAUGGAAAUAUAAUGUGGGUUGUUGGAGGAUAUAUGUUCAACCACUCAGAUUACAACAUGGUUCUAGCGUAUGACCUUGCUUCUAGGGAGUGGCUUGCACUGAACCGUUCUGUGAACAAUGUGGUUGUUAGAUAUGGUCAUUCUUUAGCAUUAUACAAGGAUAAAAUUUACAUGUACGGAGGAAAAAUUGAUUCAACAGGGAAUGUGACCAAUGAGUUGAGAGUGUUUCAUAUUCAUAAUGAAUCAUGGGUAUUGUUGUCCCCUAAAGCAAAGGAGCAGUAUGCAGUGGUUGGGCACUCAGCACACAUUGUCACAUUGAAAACUGGCCAAGUGGUCAUGCUGAUUAUCUUUGGUCACUGCCCUCUCUAUGGAUAUAUUAGCAAUGUGCAGGAGUAUGACUUGGGUAAGAACACAUGGAGUAUAUUACAUACCCAGGGUGCCCUUGUCCAAGGGGGCUAUGGCCAUAGCAGUGUCUAUGACCACAGGACCAGGUCCCUGUAUAUUCAUGGAGGCUACAAGGCUUUCAGUGCCAAUAAAUACCGGCUUGCAGAUGAUCUCUACAGAUACAAUGUGGACACCCAGAUGUGGACUAUUCUUAAGGACAGCCGAUUUUUCCGUUACUUGCACACAGCUGUGAUAGUGAGUGGAACCAUGCUGGUGUUUGGAGGAAACACACACAAUGACACAUCCAUGAGCCAUGGAGCCAAAUGCUUCUCUUCAGAUUUCAUGGCUUACGACAUUGCUUGUGACCGAUGGUCAGUGCUUCCCAGACCUGAUCUCCACCAUGAUGUCAACAGAUUUGGCCAUUCAGCAGUCUUAUAUAACAGCACCAUGUAUGUAUUUGGUGGUUUCAAUAGUCUCCUCCUCAGUGACAUCCUGGUAUUUACUUCAGAACAGUGUGAAGCACACCAGAGUGAAGCUGCUUGUCUAGCAGCAGGACCUGGCAUCCGGUGUGUGUGGGACACAGGGUCAUCUCAGUGUGUCUCCUGGGAGUUGGCGACUGAAGCACAAGAAGAAAAGUUAAAAUCAGAGUGUUUUUCUAAAGGAACUCUUGACCAUGACAGAUGUGACCAACACACGGAUUGUUACAGCUGCACGGCCAACACAAAUGACUGCCACUGGUGCCAUGACCAUUGUGUCCCUAUGAACCACAGCUGCACAGAAGGCCAGAUCUCCAUUUCCAGGUACGAUCAUUGCCCCAAGGAUAAUCCCAUGUACUACUGUAACAAGAAGACCAGCUGCAGGAGCUGUGCCCUGGACCAGAACUGCCAGUGGGAGCCUCGGAAUCAGGAGUGCAUCGCCCUGCCUGAAAAUAUCUGUGGCAUUGGCUGGCAUUUGGUUGGAAACUCAUGUCUGAAAAUUACUACUGCCAAAGAGAAUUAUGACAAUGCAAAAUUGUCCUGUAGGAACCACAAUGCCUUUUUGGCUUCUCUUACAACCCAGAAGAAGGUGGAAUUUGUCCUUAAGCAGCUGCGAAUCAUGCAGUCAUCGCAGAGCAUGUCCAAGCUCACCUUAACCCCGUGGGUUGGCCUUCGGAAGAUCAAUGUGUCCUACUGGUGCUGGGAAGAUAUGUCCCCAUUCACAAAUAGUUUGCUACAGUGGAUGCCAUCUGAGCCCAGUGAUGCUGGAUUCUGUGGAAUUUUGUCCGAACCCAGUACUUCGGGCUUAAAAGCUGCAACCUGCAUCAACCCACUCAAUGGUAGUGUCUGUGAAAGACCUGCGAACCACAGUGCCAAGCAGUGCCGGACACCGUGUGCCUUGCGGACGGCAUGUGGGGAGUGUACCAGCGGCAGCUCCGAGUGCAUGUGGUGCAGCAACAUGAAGCAGUGCGUGGACUCCAAUGCCUACGUGGCCUCCUUCCCUUUUGGCCAGUGUAUGGAGUGGUAUACCAUGAGCAGCUGCCCCCCUGAAAAUUGUUCAGGCUACUGUACCUGUAGUCACUGCUUGGAGCAACCAGGCUGUGGCUGGUGUACUGAUCCCAGCAAUACUGGCAAAGGGAAAUGCACAGAGGGCUCCUAUAAAGGACCAGUGAAAAUGCCUUCUCAGGCCCCUACAGGAAAUUCCUAUCCACAGCCCCUUCUCAAUUCCAGCAUGUGUCUGGAGGACAGCAGAUACAACUGGUCUUUCAUUCAUUGUCCAGCUUGCCAGUGCAAUGGCCACAGCAAAUGCAUUAAUCAGAGUAUCUGUGAGAAGUGUGAAAACCUGACCACGGGCAAGCAUUGUGAGACCUGCAUAUCUGGCUUCUAUGGUGAUCCGACCAAUGGGGGAAAAUGUCAACCAUGCAAGUGCAAUGGGCACGCGUCGCUGUGCAAUACCAACACGGGCAAGUGCUUCUGCACCACCAAGGGUGUCAAGGGCGACGAGUGCCAGCUAUGUGAAGUAGAAAAUCGAUACCAAGGAAACCCUCUCAAAGGAACAUGUUACUAUACUCUUCUUAUUGACUAUCAGUUCACCUUUAGCCUAUCCCAGGAAGAUGACCGCUAUUACACAGCCAUCAAUUUUGUGGCUACACCUGAUGAACAAAAUAGGGAUUUGGACAUGUUCAUCAAUGCCUCCAAAAACUUCAACCUCAACAUCACCUGGGCUGCCAGCUUCUCAGCUGGAACCCAGGCUGGAGAAGAGAUGCCUGUUGUUUCAAAAACAAACAUUAAGGAGUACAAAGAUAGUUUCUCUAAUGAGAAGUUUGAUUUUCGCAACCACCCAAAUAUCACUUUCUUUGUUUAUGUCAGUAAUUUCACCUGGCCCAUCAAAAUUCAGAUUGCCUUCUCCCAGCACAGCAAUUUUAUGGACCUGGUACAGUUCUUCGUGACCUUCUUCAGAACCCAGCCUGUCUGCUCUAUGAAGUCUUCUUCUGGCACAUUCACCCCAUAGUCCACCUCUUCUUGGACUCCACCCUACCCAUGUUUUUAUUAUACACAUAAUCAUGCUUUAAUGCAGUUAUUUAACAGUCUAGCGCUUAAGGGCAGCCCAUAUACAAAUGAACCUGUAAUUUGACAUGCGAAGAUGAACAGGGCUAAUUAGAGGCCUCUCCUACAAGUUUUAAAUUGGGUUCUGAGAGCCUGAAACAGUUCUUGUAUGACUCUCAGCACUAACUAUACUUUAGAAUUCACCUGAGAAGCUUAAAAAAGAAGCAGCAGCCUGGGCCCUGCCCCGAGAGAUGCUGAUUUAAUUGGUGUGGUAUGGGACCUUAUCAUCAUGGUAUUUUAAAGGCUCUCCAGUGAUUCUUAUGUUCAGCUGGCAUUAAAAACCCCUGAGUUAGCUGAAAGUUGUGUGGAUUCAGGGGCUGGGGCAGUAUUACAUCCAUCAGCAUGCAAGCUAAAGCAUAGAAGGUCAGAUGGAAAAGAAGAUCAUUAAGUACUGAGAGGAUGUGAGCAUGGCUUCAGCUGACAGCUUCGUGAUUCCCGUUCCUGCAAGAGCAGGCGGCUUUAGGGCUCUGAGAGAGCCCUGUAAUUAUUCCCCCACCACCAGCCAGUGACCACCACCUGGGUAGAGGUUAUCUGGAAUUUAAAUUCUAGACUGUAAUUAUUUUACAUAAUAUAGGAACAGUUUUUUUAAGUUCUACUGGUUUUUUUCUUGCACCAUUGAAUGUGUCCCAUGUCCUGUCCUUUGUUGGAUGUUGUUGUUAUGCAGAACUAUAUCCUAGAGUCAUUCUCUCAGAAAAGACCUGAGAAAGAAUUUGAUACUUGGGGAAGACCUUUUAUAAAGUCUGAAGACUGGAGUCUUGAGUUUUGCAACAUUGUCUUCUAUUUCUUUGUUUCCUCACCUUUAAUUCUAUUUGCUUGCAUUCUGGACUUCUCUAGUAGAUGAAUGAGUACAGCUCUGGAUCUGUCCUCCAUAUUUCUUAACUGAACUCUCAUUUCUUUUUCAUUUUCCUUUCCACUACAUUCUUGGUGAGCUCCUCAACUCAUUAAUUUAGUCUAGUGUUGGGUCCAUUUCUUUUACUGAGUCAUCUGAUUAGGUUUUUUUUAUUUUAACAUUUGCAUUUUAUUUCUAAUAUAUGUUCCUUGUAGCCUGUUUCAAUUUUAUGAAUGCAAUUUACUUUCAUAUUCCUUUGUGAGAUUAAUAAAUGUUAUUAUUUUA